Messenger RNA from Doryrhamphus excisus (bluestripe pipefish), 7007 nucleotides. The record is from RefSeq and is a predicted model, not a curated record. Lineage: Eukaryota; Metazoa; Chordata; Actinopteri; Syngnathiformes; Syngnathidae.
CUUCCUGCCUUCCUUGUUCGAACUCUGCCAAGAUGGCGGAGGUCCUGCUGCGUUGUGGCAGAGUCACUUUGAACAUUUCACCCAAAAUAUGCAACUGCUCUCGGGUGAACCCUCAUGGGAAGGAAGGCAAAGGUACGAUGCAUUCUUCAUCAUUAUCUAGUGGGGUUUUAGUUUUGAAUUUUAAAGGUGACAACAUAUUUGGAGCUGAUAAGUUGAUAGUCUCACGGGACCCUUUCGCAACACCUUUGCGGUGUGCAUUCCGUGACGUCAGUGGACGUAACUUGACUUCCACGAAUGUCCACGGACAUAGACAUGGUUCUCUCAGGCGGAGGGAACGCGAGUAUCCUGUUGCUUUAUCCCAACGGACAGCUUGGGGCCAUUUAACGCUCGCCAGGAGUUAUAGCAGUAAUGGCGGCCAAGAGGAGCCUCUUUACAGAAGCAAAACUGGCUACUAUGACAUCCUCGAUGUACCCCCCAGUGCCACGCAUGCGCAGAUUAAAACCGCGUACUACAAACAGUCCUUCAUAUACCACCCGGACAGAAACGCCGGCAGCGACGCGGCUACUGUUCGAUUCUCGGCUAUCAGCGAGGCCUACACUGUAUUGGGUAACAAGGCCCUGCGGAAAAAGUACGACCGUGGCCUGCUGAGCCAGUUCGACCUGACCGGCAUGACCAGACCCUCCAGUAAGGACACAAGUGAGAGCUCGUCCCAGACUCAGAGCGACAGGCGGGGGUCUGUAAUGGGACCCGGUGACAGGGGGGGCAUGUUCGACUUCGACGAGUUCCUCCGCUGUCAUUAUGGCGAGCAGCUGCAAAGAGAAAGAGACGCCCGGAAACGACGAGAGGAGAUCCGGAAGAAGCGGCAAGAGACGAUGACUGAGAGGAACAAGGACGGUUUGAUGGAGGUAGGCAUGAUCUUGAUGCUGGUGGCGGCACUUUGCCUCUUUGCUACCUCCAAGUGACUAAAAGUGGACAUUUGGACUGGAGGUAACCUAUCACAUUCACUUACAAAUAUCUGAUCUGAAUGUCAGUUAAAAAAAAACAAAAAAAAACGCAGACCUCCGCCAAGGUUAUGGUGUAUGGAAACGGGCUACUUCCGGGUUCUGAGUCAAAAUGACUUGAGGUGCAAUAAACAAGCUUGUUGCAGACUUUUGCACGUACUGUAUUGUAUAUAGCUAUGUUCAUUUAGAGUUAAAGGUGCCUAUAUAUAUACACGUAUAUGUAGCUAUACGUUAUUCCGAUCAGGAAUUACAUACCUAACACCAUAGUAUGUUUUCAGUGGUGCAUAUUUCUUUCAGUUUGUUUGUUUGGACCUUCCAGCUACUGACAAAAUCAGCAAAAAUGUAUACCGUUGAACCAAAGUUAAUCUGGUUGUGAUCCAAUUUGGCAAUGUAAACCCUUUUGAACCAAAUCUGUCUCUGAUUCAUAUUGUGCAGUAUAAACACAUGGAACGUGUUUAGACUCCCAUUUCUCCAUAUUGCGAUUUGGUUGUGUCUGAUCUUAUUACAUUUAGCUCCAGUUUGGAUGUGUAUCAGCCUUUGCGGAGGUCAUUUUCUUAUUUUAAUUAAAAGUAGACAAUUAUGUGCUGCUUCUGUCAUGUACAGAUUUUGUUUUGACUUAUAAGUCAUGUAAUAUGGAUAUUUAUUAUGAUUACAGGUGUGUAAGAAAAAAUAAUGCAAAGAUCGGGAAUAAUGUGCCUUUAUUGUCAAAAAUCACUGCUGCUUUUCAGAGAUUUUAAGGAAUACUGUAAGUAGGGAUGCUCCGAUCAGGCAUUUAUCCUGCAGAUUCCGAUAAAAAUCAGGCUGAUGCCGAUCUCACUGUACAUUUUUGUGCAGAAUUGAAUUAUUUAUAAUGUAUUUAUUUUUUUAGAAAUCUGUCCUGCUUAACUUAAGAAUAAUAAAUCAAUAAAUUCAGUGUCCAGGUUGCAAGAGUCUCCAUCUUUAAUCACUAUUUGUCAUUUUAUAAAGGCAUGAAGUCUGAGUUAUAGCUAAUAUUCUGAGGCUUUUGUGAGUGACUGAAAAUCAGAUGGAAAGCGAGGAGUCACCGUCAUAAGCCUGGGCAUACUGUUUAGGUUCAUUAAACAAUCACACAGUGUUUUGAGGACAAUACAUAUUUAGUAUAAUGAUGAGAGAUUGUUCAGUGAUACUUGGAAAAAGUCAGUGGUGCCCCAUGUAUGUGAUAUAUACUUCAACGUGGGACAAAAACGAGCUCGGAACUAACCGCAUUUCUGUUGCAUGCAGAUCAAUUGAAGUGAUUGGCAUUGAGAGACAUAUCAGCAUAUGCUGAUCACAUGUUUUUUACAGAAAUCAUCUAAUACUGAUUGAUGGCCAGUCAGUCGGAGCAUCCCGAGUAACAAAUAAGCAGUGCUUGGAAAGAGUACUUUGAAAUGUUUAGAUGGUGUCCUCCAUCAAAACACGUGUUUUCUUUCAGCAUUUAGUGCAAUUAAAAUUCACAGUUCACAAGUUAAAAUCAAAGUGUCCUAUCAGUGCACAUUAGUUGAAAAAACAAACAAACAUUAACUUAUUAAAUAAAUUCAAGUACCUGCAGGUUAAAAACACAGAACUAAUCCAUGGAACAUCAACACAAACUACUAAGAUACACGGGUUUGAACCCGUGUAUCUUAAUUGGUGAUUGGAGCACAGCCUCGCCCGCGCUCUGACGUGAUGGGGUUCAGGGCGUCAAAGAGGCGCUGCACGGCCAGCUCCACCAUCUCUCUCAGGGAGUCAUCCUCUAUGCUGUCGUCCUCGUAGCACACAGACUGGUUAAAGCAGGGUUAAGACGGUGAGAAUGUCCACAGGGAGUAAUGACAAAGGUUAUAAAACGGACAAAAAAUGUACCCUUGUUUCCAAGCAAAUGUGCACCGUCUUCCCGUCGACUGUCACCAAGAUGUUUUUAUCAUCACUGAAGUCCACGUAGUCCGGUCCAAACAUGUCACUAAAGACACAAAGGGAACAAUACGUAACCAAAUGGUAGAGAAGUCGUAAAUAAACAGUUAACCUGUACUGGUAAUACUAGUCAAAGCUCCUCCAUUUGAUAGGAGCACUCCACUGCUUUUAAGGACCUACUUGAUGAGCAAAAAUGCUAGUACUCACUGUAACAUGAUUUCUAGUCUGCUGUGGAAGACGUCCAUGUCCAAAGUGGCACUCUGGGUCUCCAUGACUGUUAAAAACACAAUCCAGUGAGUUGCACGUUUUGUAUUUGAUUUGUUGGGAUUUUUGCGAACAAUUAUGGGGGUAAAUGUCAGUUCCAAUGUCAAACUGGAGCAACAACGAAUGAAAAUCAGGAGUUAGUCAGUGUUUCCCAUAAGACUGCAAAGUUUUUGUGGCGGUGGGUGGCAGGCGACGCUAAAUGUCAUGAUCUAAUUUGCAUUAUAGGGAUCAAGGUGUCACGAGACGAUGUACGGGAUAAUAAUAUGCAUUUAAAAAAAAAUUGCCAUACUGGCUCGUUCAUGUUGACGGGCUCACUUUGCUGUGGGCCCAUUAAGUACUUUACCUUGCUGCUUACGAGACUACCUUGCUGUACUGUUUGUGUUUGCUCGCGACCCCGCCUCCCCCUACAGAGACAAAGGGACUGUAUGACUAACGUGAGGUCUCACUCCGUUGUUUUAUGGAAUGUUGUUCAAAAAAGCGUGCUGAAUUCAUUUUAAUUUAUAGUGCGAUUAAGUCAUUCAUGAUCACAAUUAUGACAUUAUGCUUUUUUUUUCAAACUUGAAAUCUUGUCACAUUUUAGUCUUUCAAUAUCUUGUGACAGUUCAGGGUGUACCCCGCCUCUCGCCCGAAGACAGCUGGGAUAGGCUCCAGCACCCCCGCGACCCUCGUGAGGAAAAAGCGGUAGAAAAUGAAUGAAUGAAUCAAUAUCUUGUGACACCCAUAGUAUGCGUAUGUAAAUUUUAUGGACGCUGUGGGAGACAAAAAAGUGAGCAAAAAUAUGACUAGCAAAACAAAUGUGUACUAAUAAAAUGGUACUUUUUCUCGCUUCCUUUUUGUAUAUAUUUUUCUGUGUCACUUGCAAGAUGCAGCUGCUCGGGGCUUUUAUCUUUAUCAGAAAAAGUCUAGACUAGACUCUAGAUGGGGCUGACUAUUGGCUAAAUAGUGACAACACUGAUCCCUCUUGCUACAUGUUCUUCUUUGGCAGACCAGGUGCUUAUGAGGUGUGUUAAGAAGCAGAGUUACAAUGCCAUCAACUCUGUAUUGGUAUUGAUAAUGACCUUUCUGAGCCUUUGGAUUGGACUGGACCUCCAGCACCACAGUGGUGACGGCGUCGGCGUACAUGUCGUUGAGAGGGUUAGCGAUCCACUGAAACAUAUGAAGAAGUUGGAGACCAGCAGUGGAACCAACCCAGCCUUUUCAUCGACGAUCACAACACUCACCUCUAGCAGAACCAUGCCGACUUCAUGGAUCAAUGUGAUGUUUUGGAAGACCCUCAGGGUUUUCUUCUCAGUCCCAUCAAGCUCCUCCACGUCACCUGAUGGAGAGAAAAUCUAGCUAAGUGUGAUCCACGUGAAGGAGGAGCACAUGCGUUAAGGUGCACCUGUGAGGUUCCUCAAGUGGCAGACGAGCAGCGAAUAAGGUCCGGUGAAGGGGAUGGCCUGGGUCUGCUUCACUGUGCUCAUGGACAGCUCUGUAUACACUACAAAAACACCACCAUGGAUGCCCGACACCCUGUGACCCUGAACACACUUCUGAUCCGCCAGAGAACCCAUCACCUAAACACGGGACCACAAGGUUAGACAGCUCAACAGUCAGGUCAAAUGAAAUCUAAAUGGGUGAUGCUAGUCGGAGGUGUAAUUACAUGUACUGGUAGCUGAUGUUGGACUUUUAGGAGAAAAAGGUGCUAAUUUUUUCAACAUGGGUCCAAAAAACACUUCUGAAAUAUAUAAAAACAAAAACAUAUCUGAAUGUUCUGAACUCCUGGUUCAAGGCUGUAAUCCAGGGGGUUGAAAUUGUGGCCUGGGGACCAUUCUUAUUGGUAGUAAUUUUCCAAGAAUAAAGUCAAAAUACUACGGAAAAUUUGUAAUCUAAUGAGAAUAGAGUUAGAGUUAUAUGACAAUGCAACAUGUUAUCAUAUAACCUCAUUUUAGUAGCAUAUAGUCCAAAUAUUACAGAAAAAAUAUAUUUUUUUAAGUAAUAUGAGGAACAAAACAAGUUGUAUUUUUUGGAAAAUUGGGUUGGGGGGAAGUAAGUUCAAAAUAUUAUGGGAAUAAAGUGGAAGCUGGAAUUUUGAGAAUAAAGUCAAAAUAUUGGGAGAAAAAAAAGUAAUAUGAAGGAAAUGUGUUAUUUCAGUAGCAGAGUUAAAAUAUUAAGAUGUGAUUAAUCAGCAAGAAGCAAUAAUUAAAUCAUGCUCAUUUCUACUUAAUGGUAGUCUUUAAAUGCAUUUGAUGAAAUAAAAUAAAGACCUUCCCCUAAUAACAUCGCCUAACAAGUGCCCGAUACACUCUGCAGUUAAUUAGUUAAUUAAUCUACCUUGGCAAGUUUCUCUCCUCUGAAGUUGAGGGUGACAGACUCUGUGUUGCGAGGGUUGUGGACUUCGAUGUGAACUUGGUCGUUGUCCUCGUACUCUCGGAUCAGCGCCGCCUUCAGACGAGCCAUCUCAUUCUGCUCGCCGUGGACUAAGAUCUAAAAAGUGCACACACACAAGUGGAAGCUACUGAGGUCUGAUGGAAAGAACUUUCCUCCUUCCUACCACAUGUGGAGGUUUCAGGGCCCGGAUAAACUCGCUGGUUUGCUGGUAGUCCGUGUGGGCCGAGAAGGAGAUGUAAUCCACUGACAUCUUCAGCUGAAGCUUCUGUCCUGACAUGGUGGUGAUCUCCUCCGGUUCAGACAUGAUAUGCUGCACAUCGAAACACAGUCACCACAGUAAGAGCUUUUCUUCCUGUCACUCACAGACACUCCAAGAGAGAUGUUGUUCUACUGAGUGGUAUAAUAGCUCUUCUAAAGCUUUCAAAGAGCUCUCUGGAGAGGCCGCUCUGCAUCAUGCCAGGGGACGCCAUCACCACACUGGGGCCGAUGUCAUCAAAGUGAUCCAUGCUCUGGAAGACAUUGUGUCAACAGAUCACUCCACUUGAGAUGAGCAGCAGUUCCUGGGCUCGUCCCAAAGCAAACACGGGGAUCAAACAACGGCCUUCUCUGUUGACGAUGUCGUGGACUGUGUUACAGAAGCGAGCCUCCCGCUCCUCUCUCUUCUCAUGGAUGUGUGUGCCGUAUGUUGACUCCUGUGGACACAUUUUGAUCAACUUAAGAGGUAAAAAAAAACAAACAAAAGAAAAUAAUUUUGUGUGUAAAUGUUGCACUUUUUGUGGCGUACAAUAAUUAAAAUGUCUGGCUUGACACUGGGAAUCUCAGCUGCCAUGAGGUGCCUGUCUUCCUGUCGAGAAAAGUCUCCUGUGUACAGCAGCUUUCAACACAAAAACAUGAGUAAGCAUAAACAAAUACAACCUAUAUCAUAUAAUCCAUGAGAAGGUGUUACCUUGACUCCAGCUAUUUCAAUCAUAAACAUGGCCGCUCCCAACACAUGACCGGCAUGGUAGCACCAGAACUUGAUUCCUGCUACCUCCUUGACCUCGUGGAAGUUGAUGGUCUCAAUCUUAUCCAUGCUCUCCUCUAGGUCUGUCUCCGUGUACAACAUGUCAUCUGCAGAAAUGUUGCUACAAGAAGAAAAAAAAACAAUGCAAACUGCAGAAUUACAAUUUAAACACAAUAAACGGUUUCUUACCUGACUUUGACGUAAUCUGACAGCAGCCAGCGGUAGAUGGCCUUGGUGGCGUGGGUCAUGAAGGUCCUGCCUUUGAAGCUGGUCUUCUGGAGGAACCAAGGCAGAGCCCCGCAGUGAUCAAGGUGGAAGCUGGAAAGAAAUGAGUCCCCUUUAGUGACAUAUUUGUUCUGAUUGAAUAAUAGACUAUAAGACACUUACUGGCUGAUGAGCAGCAGGUCGAUCUCAGCCGGGUCGAUCAAGUCUAUAUAGGGGAGGGCGUCCAUUCCUUCUAAACCAGGGUGGAUGCCACAGUCCAG